Molecule: messenger RNA, 4506 nt
Organism: Anoplopoma fimbria (sablefish)
Lineage: Eukaryota; Metazoa; Chordata; Actinopteri; Perciformes; Anoplopomatidae
Gene: smcr8b
Product: Smith-Magenis syndrome chromosome region, candidate 8b
Exons: 7
Coding region: 265-2973 (902 amino acids)
Cellular component (GO): guanyl-nucleotide exchange factor complex
Molecular function (GO): GTPase activator activity
Source: RefSeq, a predicted model, not a curated record
GGUCACCGGCUCGUCACAUGGUUGCACACGGUUCGUCCGGGCUGCAGGUUGGUCUCCCGGUGGACGUGAGCUCCCCACGAGGUUAAGAGGAACUCACAUCCCGGGGCUGAAGCGGAGAGGACCGUGUGACUCUCCCCCGCAGGGAGGUUUCGCUUCUCCGUUAAGUUUCCUCUCUCGAGUCUGUUCCAGGAAACGCCUCUUGUUUGUCUGACUCACCUGCAUGGGUUGACCCCCUCCUCCUCCUCCUCCUCCUCCUCUGUGAAGAUGAUCGGCUCACCGGACCUGCUGGCCUUCACCGGCACAGAGGGGUUCGGAGAAGGAGAGGAGGACCAGGAGGGUCUACCUGAAGAUCUCUCUGUCCCCCUUCUGCCUCCAUCCAACCCCUGGGCCUCCUCCAACCAGUUCCACAGGGACUUCAUACUGGUGGCUGAAUUCUCAGAGCAGGUUGGACCCAGACCUGUUCAUACGAUACCGGACGACCCCAGAGUCAUCGGAUCAUUUGACCUCAACCACUUCUCUGUUCGCAUUAUGUCUGUGGACUACCAGGCGUCCGGCCCCUGCCAGGCCCCCCCGGCGUCCCCCGGACCCCGCCUCAACUUCAGCGAGGACUCCAAGGUGGUCCUGGGGGACUCGGCGGAGGACGCGUUCGCAUACGUCCACCACGUGACCCUGUAUGACCUGGAGGCUCGGGGCAUGGUGCGGCCCUUCUGCAUGGCCUACGUCUGCUCCGACCAGAGGAAGCUGAUGGAGAACUUCUCCGAACUGUCGACGAACUUCUCUAAGGCCGCCGACAGCCUCAAGACGGGAAACAGACAAGCGUUCUCUAUGGAGCUGCAGAGAAAACUACAGGAGCUCGAGUACACCAGGUUGACUCUGCUGCAGGAGACAGAACCUCCGAUGGCGACCAAUGGGUUCACAGAAGAGGGAGUAAAAGCAGAUGAGCUUGAAGCUGUAGAUCGUUCAAUCUUACAUCAUAGAGACCUCCUCCGCCAGGUCACGUCCUACCCAAACAGGAAGCUGAAACAGCCUGACUUCCUGCCUUACGACCCAGCCGACUCCCUCACUGAUCAGAUCUCGUCACCGCCUCCUGAGCUCCGCCCCCCCCUCUCCACCUCCUGCAGGUCCGAGCGCCGCCUGAAGUCUAUGGAGGAGCUUUGCAACGAAUACUUCCUGAGACUGAUGAAGGAGCAGCUCGCUGACACGGAGCGCCGCCUGCGUGGCAACAGGAGCGUGCUGCGAACCGCUCGCGUCAUACGGUCGUUGUCCAGGAGGAUCACGCUCACCAACUUCCUGUUCGAGAUGUGGAGCCCGGAGGACGGCGAUGAGGAGGAGAGAGAGAGCGCUGAGGCGGCACCGAGUAAGAGCGCUGUGGAGAUGUUUCAAUCAGAUCCCAUGAGCCUGGAGUCAUUCUGCUCCUGCGUGGAGGAGAUCCCCAUCAAACUGGAGGCAGAGAGAGCUGGGACAGCGACCCCUGACCCCAACGUUGCCAUGGAGACAGGAAGCGUGAGCAGCGGCGACAGCAUUGAAGUGCUCGGGACUGAGAAGUCCUACCGGACACAGCAUGGAUCUGACAGCAGAGAAACACCUGUUGGGAUGACGGACACCUCUUACAGGCGAGCCGCGGUUGAUUCAGUCGUCAGAAGCGCGCGGACGUACGCCAAACGAGCCAACAGCGAGGACAGCAUCGAGGUGCUGAGUACCACCGAGUCCAUCUUCCCCGACGACCUCACCGCCAUCACGGAGGAAGAAACGGAGCAUCAACCUCUGAGUAACGGCUUUGAGAAUGAGGAGGAGACACAGACGGAGCGUAAAUCUGAGGAUUUCCUCAAAGAGGAGAUGACACAGAAUGCAACUACCUCAGUAAGGGAGGAUGAAAACAAAGAGAGCGCUCAGGACGAUGACGGCCGUGUUGACAGAGAGGACGCCUUAAAGCAAACAAGUGUUAGUGGUGAGGUUGUGAUGAAGAAGGGGAAGGUCAUCGAUUGUUUGAAGAGCAUUCAGAUCCAUGAAGGCAACCCUCCUGUGAAGACGUCUAAACUGCUGCAAGUUGAAGAAGCCGUGGAGUCGACUGAAGUCCAUCAGACCAUGCCGUCGCUGCCUUACCUUCAUGUCCACUUCACCCCUCCCGUCGUCCCGGCGGAGGUUGACCGGUGGUCUCCGCCCGCCGCUCCUCUCAGGCUGCUGAGCAUCGACGAGGGGUCCGACUGCGUCAGCUUCACCGGCUCCUCGGACCCGCAGUCUCUCACCCAAACCGUCCACAGCAGCACCCGCUUAGAUCAGAGGAGGAGGAGGAAGGCGGGACUCAGAGCCCUCAGGUUCCUCAAACAGAACUCCUUCUCCCAGCAUGCCGUGUUUUGCCUCCUGAGCGGUCGGCCGCUGGUCGUCGUCAGCGGAGACGAGAGUUUGGUCAGGAAACUGGUGGACGCUCUGAGUCUCUUCCUGCCUGCUCCUGGUCCUGAUGGGAACGCUGUGAUGCUGUGUUUGACGGCGCCGCUCCAGCUGAGCGACCUGCUCAGCUGGAGACUAAUAGGAAUACACAGAUCUUCCUCCAGCUUGUCGGCCGCCAUUCUUCACUCUCUCACUCGCUACAGUCGUUAUUUGGCGCUGUUGGAUCUGGACCAGAGGACGCUGCGCUGUCCGUCAUACUCCGGCUGUCUCAUCAGCAGACUGGCGAAUCCUCACACCGGCAUCAGCCGAGGACUCACCUACCUGCUGUACCUGGAGAGCUGCCUGACUGCACUGACCAACCAGGCUCUGCUGUACACGUUUACUCCGGCUGCACAGCGUCCACACACCGCUGGAGGGAGCAAUGGCACAGAAGGAAAGGACUUAUCUUGCAGCAGUGAGUAUGAUUUGAGAGUGAUGCAUUACCUGAGUGACCUCAUCAAACAGCGCCACGCAGGACGUGGACCACCGGUUUUAGGAUUCUCUUACAGCUCGAUGCACCUGCACAGAAAUACAUAUGCAGCAUAACACUGGAUGGACACAAAACUAUUGACUUGUCAUAAAGAUGGUCUAUAAUAAGAGCUGCAAUGAGUAAGGAAUCACGCUGCUAUGUUUUUAAUCUGCCGUGUUGAAUGUUCGUGUGCAUGCUUGACUUUUACUGAUUUUUAUUUAGUUUUUAUGCUGUGGGUCACGUCUCUCUGGAUUACUGGAUGCAAAUGCACUUGUGCCUCACUGGCACCAAAGAUUUUCAUAUGCCUGAUGCCUCAAUUAAUGAAGGACUAUUUUUUUAUUUGAGUGUGUUUUUAAAAUGAAGGCUUAUUACUGAAUCACAUGUGAACUGUAAUUUACGAUAAUUGAGCCACAUAUGAACACUGUGCAAAAAAAAAACUGUGACAGAUGUGAGAUUACUGUUGAUGCUUGUAGCUUGCAGAUCUUGGUGGUACUACAUGGAGUGGUGACUAUUAACUUUUUUAAACAGCCUUGACUGUUACUUGGUCAUUUUAACAUUUAACCAGCUUAGCUGCAUUAGAAUAAGGGACUGGUUCUCUCAGGGCUUAAGCCAGCUGUAGGCUUAACAGCUGAAUUUCUAAUUCUAAUGCCAGGAGGUAAACACAAAAAAAUACCAAUUCAUGUGGAAAUUCAAGAUCUAUAAAUCAGAAUAGACUAGAAAUAAAGUCUUUCUCCCUUCAGUCCACUUCCAAUAUCACAUUAGAUACAUCUCGUGUCUGUACGGUAACAAUGAAGCUAAAGCCGACCACAGGCUAGUUUAGCUUAGCACAAAGACUGGAAAUAAAGGUCCAAUGGUAACAAAAUCCAUCUUCCAUCACCUUUAAAGCUCAGUAAUUAACAUGUUACUAUACUUCAAAUGUACAAAAAACAAAGAAAAAAAAGAAAAACUGCUGUUUUUUGACUGUUUCCAUUUCCCAAAUUGUCAAACUUUCCUUGAAGUUUGUCUGUAAAAGUGGGAGUUUCUAUCUCAUUUUAAGAAUCAAUCUUACUUUUUGCUUGCCAUAGUGACCCACAUAUGAUCCAUAUAUAUAUUAUAUAUUUUAGACAUUGAAAUUAGAGCAGCAGAAAAUUCAGUUUAAACACUUUUACUGCACAAACGGUGUGUACUGCAAGUUUCAGCUGACUGUGAAUACAGUUUGGAUUUACACAUAGAUUGGGUUAAAGAGAAAAUGAUUUUGAAACUUCAGAAAUAUCUUCCAGGACUUUGCCAUGUACUUCCUUUGAGUAAAAUUAAAUCAUAUUAAAACUCAGCAUUAAUAUAGAUCUGGUUAUGUCAGACUAUCAUGGAGAGGGCUCAGCUGUUGUGACAACUUAAUGCCAUUAACUCCAUCUGAAGACAUGAGAGAAAGAACGUUAUAGAAUCAAUUAAUAAGACCAUGUGAUUUGUUCAUCAAUUUAGAAACUUCUGUUUAACACUGUACUUUUAUUUUAGUAAUUUGAUUGAUUGAUUGAUUGAUUGAUUGAUUGAUUGAUUGAUUGAUUGAUUGAUGCAAAUAUGAGCCUACUUUAGCAUGCGUGUAUUUACAACAUAAGCAAUAAAAACAGCGUCAA